AUGUCCCUUACCGACGUGACCCUGAAAGCGAAAUACCCCGCCAAAGCGCACUGCCGGCGCGUGGCCAAGUUCUUGACAGAUGCAGGCUUCUCCCGCGACGGCGUGAUCUACCUCGAAGCCCAAAAGACACGGAUGGUCGAGGACGACGACCAAGCCCAGCACUUCCGCCAGCGGCGCUACUUUUUCUACCUCUCGGGCUGCAAGCUCCCGGACGCGUACCUGACGUACAACAUCCCGCAGGACAUCCUCACGCUGUUCAUCCCGCCCGUCGACCCGGACAGCGUGAUCUGGAGCGGUCUGCCGGAGUCGCGCGACGAAGCCCUCAAAAAAUACGAUGUCGACGCCGUGCUGUACACGAACGAAGUCAACGCCGCGUUGGCUGCAUAUGGCCCGUCCAAAUCUGCCACAGUGUACGCCAUCCCCGAACAAGUCUCGGAGCAUAUCACAUUUCUCGCGUUCCAGGCGGUGGAGUUCGCGCCGCUCAAGACCGCGAUCGACGAAUGCAGAGUCGUCAAGGACAGUUAUGAGGUCGCGCUGAUCCGCAAGGCCAACGAGAUCUCGACGCUUGCGCACGUCGAGGCCGUCAAGGCGGCGCGCAAUGCCACGAACGAACAGGAGUUGUACGGCGCGUUCGUAGGCACGUGUAUCUCUAACGGCGCGCACGAGCAAGCGUACCACUCCAUCUGCGCGAGCGGGACGUCGUGCUCGACGCUGCACUACGUGCGCAACGACCAGCCGCUGAAGGAUCGGCUGAACAUUUUGCUCGAUGCGGGCGCCGAGUAUGAAUGCUACUGUGCGGAUAUCACGCGCACGUUCCCCGUCUCCGGCACGUUCACGCGCGAGUCGCAGACGAUUUAUAGCAUCGUGGACGAAAUGCAGGCGUCGUGCUUCCAGAUGCUGCGUGGCGGCGUGCUGUGGGAGGACGUCCACGAAAAUGCCCACCGCGUGGCGAUCCAGGGCUUGAAAAAGGCGGGGAUUCUCAUCGGCGACGAGCAGGAGAUCUUCGACAAGAGAGUCUCGGUGGCGUUCAUGCCGCAUGGCUUGGGCCAUUACUUGGGCAUGGACACGCACGACACGGGCGGCCACGCCAACUACGACGAUCCCGAUCAGAUGUUCAAGUACCUGCGUGUGAGGGGCGCGGUGCCCGCUGGGGCGGUCAUUACCGUGGAACCAGGCAUCUACUUUUGCGAUUUUAUCCUGAACCCUGUGCUGGAGGAUCCCGAGCUGAACAGGUAUAUCGACAAGACAGUGCUGGACAAGUACUGGACUGUGGGCGGCGUGCGGAUCGAAGACGACGUGCAUAUCCUAGAGGAUGGGUACGAGAAUCUGACGAACACGCCGAAGUUAUGA
Molecule: messenger RNA, 1350 nt
Organism: Cladophialophora yegresii CBS 114405
Lineage: Eukaryota; Fungi; Ascomycota; Eurotiomycetes; Chaetothyriales; Herpotrichiellaceae
Product: xaa-Pro dipeptidase
Exons: 1
Coding region: 1-1350 (449 amino acids)
Molecular function (GO): metalloaminopeptidase activity; manganese ion binding
Source: RefSeq, a predicted model, not a curated record